GCCGCGGCGCGGUCCAAGUCCGCAGCACGACUCAGCCGGCUCACAAUCAGCCACGGCGCAUGCGCCGGUGACGAAGCACGCGCGAAGGCCCCGUCUCAGGGGAGGAAGGAUUUUGAGGGAUGACAGGAGCUGCUCUUUGUUCUACAACUCGGGAG
This is a messenger RNA of Gryllus bimaculatus (two-spotted cricket), 155 nucleotides long. The record is from the annotation of a GenBank genome assembly. NCBI's taxonomy places the organism in Eukaryota, Metazoa, Arthropoda, Insecta, Orthoptera, Gryllidae.